AUGCCAUCCUCUCCUGAGUCACCGUUGCGCGCGCUCUUCAAGGCUCUGGAGAAGAAGUGCCCGAAGUACCAUCAAGAAUUCGAGCAGGUGUGCAAGGUGGUGGGCCAGACCGCCGUGGCACUGGAUAGGGCAUCACCGUACUUCGCUAAAGCGGCCGAUUACGCCUUUGUUGUUAAGGAGCAGACUACCAGGUUCAAGCUGGAGGAGUUCGGACCGAUGCUGCUCGGCCUUGCGCUCUGCUUCUUCGGCGGAUCCUACACAAUGCUGAUCGCUGUAGUGGAGACGGUGCACCUUCUCUGUUGGGAGGACCUCAAGCGUUCCUUCCAGGUGCUGUACCACAACUACGAGCUGGCAGCGGAGCAGAACCGCAAGGACAACUGCGUCGACGUCGAGGGUAACGGUGUGGCGGAUGUGCUGGAGAUGUGCCACACCGAGCUUCUCUCUUGUAAGGCUGUGCUGUUUCUCAAGUCCGUGGACGUCGAAGCCGCUCAGAUGGCCGGGCACACUUUUGGCGCUGCGGCCAUGGCGGUGAUUGCGGCACUGCGUGUGAAGUUUGCCCGGUCGCUUGCACUCGGCGGGUCGCUGGCGAAUAUGGCAAUGGAUUACAUCCCACUGGAGGAAGCGCUGAAGGACGCUCUCCCGGCGGAGCACAAGAAGUGGGCCGGCGUAAUCGCGAAAGUGGUGAUCAACGCGAUUGCCAUGAUGCUGGCGUCCCUGGUGAGUGGCGCCAUUGGCAUGUUGCAUUCUUGUAUCCGUGGCGCUCACAUGUUUGUGCAGCAUACCGUGCACCUCGCGAAGGAUCACGGACUCCUGGAGGAUGACAUGACGCUGGACAACCCCAAGGCCAAGGCGCUGGUUGCUGUGGUCGCCUCGAUAGGGCUUCUCUGGCAGGCAACGCACACGGAGGCAAACCCCUUCCCCAUCAAUGUCUUUCUCCUACCCUUCACGGUGGCUGAGUAUGCCCUUUUCUUCCUGGUGAACGGCUUCCUCUUUGCGGCACCGUAG
Molecule: messenger RNA, 1005 nt
Organism: Leishmania braziliensis MHOM/BR/75/M2904
Lineage: Eukaryota; Euglenozoa; Kinetoplastea; Trypanosomatida; Trypanosomatidae
Exons: 1
Coding region: 1-1005 (334 amino acids)
Source: RefSeq, a predicted model, not a curated record